Molecule: messenger RNA, 5515 nt
Organism: Linepithema humile (Argentine ant)
Lineage: Eukaryota; Metazoa; Arthropoda; Insecta; Hymenoptera; Formicidae
Gene: sano
Product: serrano
Source: RefSeq, a predicted model, not a curated record
AUAUUCAUGAGUUGUGAUUCGGAACGCAGAGCGCGAACGUUUUAUAAAUAAUGGCGUAUAUGUUAUCCGUAUCAAUUCAUGUUUUUAAGUGCAUAACGUAUGCGCGUCGGGAGUGUCGAUUAAAAUGACGUGCGAUUGCCGAAAUGUGUUAUUUACCGCGAGUGUUUCUGAUUAAUAAUAUUCCAUCGGUUGAAUUCAAAGUGAGUGUGAAUACCAAUAAGUUUCUGAUAUUCAUCGAUUUUUCGAAGUUCAUGUGGAUCAUUCUAAGACAGGAUCUACAAGGGAUGGCGCAAAUUACGAUAUCCUAGCUGGUGUAGCUGAAAGCAUCUGCUAGGAUAUAACAACUGAUCGGUACUUGCGAGAUACAUAUACACGGUAAUACACAGUGCCACAAUGUGCAGUUGUUACCAGUGGGGAAGGAGCAAAAAAUAGUUUACAAGCAGCCGUGCCCUCAUAGGCGAUCAUCUAGCAACAUCAAUAACUACCAAUAAUCGACGUCGGAUACUUCAACGUCCCAGAAACCGAGCCACCAGUGCCCAAAGUCAACAAAUGGAGCAUAGAAGCGUGCCGCGCGGGCAGCAGGAGCAUCAGUAGCGUUCGGCUAUCGUCGAGGACCAGUCUCACGGGCCCGAUCUCGAGCGAAAGGACGUGGGGUCGCGGAGGCGACAGCGAUGGCCGCGACUGACGGCCAGAUCGUCGUCGCGGCGGCACGCUGGGCCGAAGAGGCAACGUAUCUGCGCGAGUUCGUUUCCAAGUACCGUCUACCGGCCGUAAUCAAGAUCACGAAGGGCCAGUAUGGUGGGCUGGGCGUGCCGACGCUACCGGCGCCCAGCUUGCAAAGCACGGCGCUGCUGAUAUCGGCCGGCCGUCGGCGUAAGAUCGUGGCGCAGGCGGUGAAGAUCAAGGAGGGUCGCCGGGUGGUCGGCGUCGGGCCCAGACUGGCGAUACCAGAUUCAUACGCGGGCUACUUCGAGAUCCUGAGCGAGGAGGGUCGAGCGGUGCGCGGUAUCGAGUCGGUGAGCGAGCUGUCGCGACGAUGCCCGGACGAGGGUGCUCUUGUGCGCGAGACUGUGCGCGGCAUCGCUUGCCGGGUGGACGACGAGUCGGGUAUCGUAGUACCGGAGGGCACGAGGACCCUCGCAGCCGGCGAAACGAUCGUUACCGCCGGCGAAGUGGCGCUGCCCGGCCGCGGUCGAUUUCUGCGCUGCGUGGACUGCCGAGGCGACAGCAUCUUGCUCGGGAUGGAUCAGCGCGGUCGCUUCAGCGCGUUGGCACGCGAGGACAACAUCAGCGGCGUCCAUACCGCCAAGGCGCUUCUCAGCAAGCGUCUGCCUCUCACUGUAAGACUGGUGCACGGCCAGCCGCCGCGGGGACUCAAAUCGUCAUCGCAGUUCGUACACGAACUGAGACUGCUGUCGACCUUCGAGGAGGAACAUGUGUUCGCGCUGCCGUUGCAAAGAGAAGGCGCGGUCGUCGCGCUACCGCUCGCGGCGCCGCUCAAACUGGUGAAGGCACGGAACGAAGAGGUGCUCAGAUCAAUGCAGGAGUUUACGAGGCUAGUGGAGCGCGCCUCCCGUCUGGUCGCCGACGUGGCUGACCGGGCGCACGUGCUAGAUGGUCGUCUAGGUGAGAGCAAGCCCUCGAGGCAGACGAGAAGCGCAUCGGGCUUCCUCAGGAGAUCGUCGACCAACUCGGAUCACGCGCCGCUCGGCCAUCACAGAAAUAACAGCGCCAGUCAUCAUCAUCAUCAUCAUCAUCAUUAUCAUAGUAAUGGUCAUCAGGCGUCCACCGGUCACUCGGGCUACCGGGACGAGAACAGGGUGCCGCCGUCGUCGUCGGCCUGCACAGAGGAAUACGACGAGAUCGAUCAGAUAUACGACUAUGUGCGCGGCUUCGCGCCGUUGCCCAAGAGCGUGAGGUCGCCUUACGAGAGCCCUCUCGCCGCUCAAGGAGGCUCGACGCCGCCGUUGACGCCGGUCACGGUGACAAUCGCACCGCUGCUGGACGAUCGACCCGAACCACCGCCGAUCGAGACGAUACCGACGAAGAAGAUUCAGGCGGAGAAGCGAACCAGGCGCGCGGUCAAAGAAACGCCGCAACCGCGGACGGAGAAGCCGCCGCUGGCGAAGCUCUAUGUGAAGAACAGCGGUACUCAGCGCGGACGCCCGUUAAUGAGGCAGAAGAGCGCGUCGCCGUUGAAGGAAACGCCGCCAGGUUACAAGGGCGGUUCGCCGCUCUUUAACAUACGCUACAAGAGCCUGACGAAUCUCCAGCAAGCCAUGGAACUCGAUGGUACGCUGGACUCCAGUCACUCGGGCGGGAGAACGUCGGGAGACUCUGGCGCGGGCGCCAAGCUGCCUGAAAAAAGAUCGAGACGUUUAAGUAGGCCACGAUCCUUGACGAAUUUAGUCUGGGAGCUACGAGGUGGAAGCGGCCUCGGAUGCACGAGACCGGAAACUCCGCCGCCUGCCACGACUGCACCGCUACCGCCGACUAAAUGUGGACCACGUCUGGCUGUUACUGUCGUGGCACCGCGACGCGUCGGCACGCUCUACCUCUAACUCAUUCGACCGAUGAAGGGCUAAAGAAGGCAAAGAGCGGUUCGGAUGAGCAGCCGUGGAUCUCCGACGUCGUUCGAUUAAUCAAAAUUUGCAACAGGAGCUCAAAGGAAGAAAGACAGAAAGAUGCGGAGAUAUUUCCGCGACUUCGCCAUUCUUUCAGCGUUAAUUGAAUCGCAGACGCGAAAGCCAUUCAAACUCGUCGUCCGAUACACGAUCGCACGUAUCUAUGCCCUAUAAACACAUACACACAUACAUACACGUACACGGCACGCAUAGAGGACCCAAAAACCUGAUCAACGCCGCGUACUUCCUGUGAUCGUCGAUUAACGAUAAGCGGAAUAAUCAAAAAUAGCGACGCAGCGGAAGGAAAUAUGUUCAGGUACGAAUAAACACACGAAUUAUUACAUGUAAUACUGUAGAAAAAGAUGACGACCGAAACGAUUCCAAAGAGUAUCGAGACUAUAAACACACGACGAAGCAAAGCAGUAGAAGUAGUACGCGUAAUUCAUCUUAAAAAUAUAAAAGUGAGAUCUAUUCAAGAAUUUUUUAUAUUUGAAACAGUUGCGUGAAUAUUUUUUUGUGUCUGGAAAAUUAAAUUAAAAUAUUAGCAUGAUGCAAAUUACUUUCACGGCAAAAAUGUAUUUAAAUGUGUAUACUUAAUAUCAUUUUACAUACAUCAUUUGCUUUGUCUUCGUUACAAGUUAGAAGAAAAGGAUCUUUUCGAUUUUUCUGGUUGAAGAUCUGAUAAUAAUAAUAUCUACUUCAAUGUAGGAUUUGCAUCCUUUUGGCGAAACAAAUUUCCAAUAAAAAAUAUAUCAAAUAAAAUAAAUUUUUGAUUAAAAUAUAAAUGUUUUGCCAUUGGCAAAAAUAAUAUUUAUCGAUGAUAAACGCUUACUACAGCAUAAUAUUAUAGUAUUGAUAGUAUUGUCAAUAUUUUUCGAUUUUUUUAUUUUACAUAAAAGAUGAAGAAAGCUUUAAUUCCAUGAAGUAUACUUUCGUUACUCUUUGCUGUCGAUUGAGAAUAGGAAUCGGAAAGUUGGGGGGAAAAGAUCGAGUCUACGUGCUGUAAUUGCACAUUUUCUAAAGAACUAUACGACUUGCGUACGCGUACAUCAGAACAUCGCCUCGUACACGAGUAGUAGACUUUUUUAUAAAAGAUGCGCUUCGACGGACCUUCAGAGUCUGGCGAACUGCAUAGUUAAGGACACGAAUGCCAUAAUAAUGACCAAGUUUUGUGGUUGUACUUAAGUCAUAUUUUAUAUUCUACUAUUAAGAUGCUAAGCGUAAGUUACUUCAUAUUCCAUUAUCAAAGUGUCUUUAUCACGGUUAUCGCGCUAUGUUUUUAUCUUUGUAUCGUCAAGCUGGACGGCGAAUCGACGUCAUUUCGCGUCGGUUGCCGAAAACUGGCGCAAGCUGUGAGAAUCUUGUAAUACUGUCUACCUGCACUUGUGAUCAUAUAUUUAACUUGAAUUUCAGAGGAUAAAUUGAGCAUUCAAUUACCGAUUUUCAAAGUACGAUUAAAUAUGUACAGAGUAAAUUUUAUCACAAUUUGCCUUGAUAAUCAUUUAACGUAAAAGAUUUAAAAAAAAACAUUAAUUAAUAAACUAAAUUAUAAAUUGGAUAUUGUUUUUUAAAUUGGAUAAUUAGCAAAACAACUUGAAAACAUUUUUACAAUCUAAGCGCUCAGUUUUUCUAUGUUUCGUAUAUAUCAGAUUUUUGAGUCCAAUUUUAAAUACUGGCAUUUUAUACCAGAAAUAAAGUAAUUUUGGGCACGCGACGAAAUCUUAGCUGCGAUACAUAAAAUUCUAUUAUAGCAUUUAUUUUUAUUUUAAUGUUAAAAAAUCCAUCGACAAAAAUAUCGUCUGUGACAAUUGCGAUCGCAUGGACGCAAUAUAGACGAUAACGACUAACUCUCUCAUCGAAAGUCAGGUGCGAGACCGCCUCUCAGUUGAUGGUCCCGACCAAAGGGCUCGUUUGGACCUUGGUCUCAUUUUUGUGAUUAUUAUUUAAAUACACGUUAAGUAAACAAUAGAAUAGAUUAGAUUUGUUAUAAGUAAAUAUGAGAAUAGCCGUUGUACCGGUUGGUCUUACAGAGAUGAUAUCAAUUUCUGUUCAACAGCGGAAAGAAGCGCAAUAAUCAAUUAUCCGAGAUAUUUUAAUUAUGCUCAUAUAUAAUAUGUUUAUCCAAGAAAAAAAAAUUGACAGAUAUUCUUUGAUUAUCUGCAAGAUGAAACAUAUCAAAUGUGCGAUGAAAAAAAAUCGAAAAUAAGUGGCCUUCUUCAAAGAGAAAAUUAUGAGCUAAAUGAAAAUGUUCAACAAUCAGGAUACGUUUGUCACAACUAGAUAUAUUACGAAUGUAUAAUAAGUUUCUAGAUUUACAGUACGAAGUAUAUAGAUUCUAUUAUCAUGGAUAUUAUAUCGCGUAACGAAUUUGUAUGGAAGGCACUCGGUCCCCUUUACGACAGAACUCUGUGUGUUAUAAGCGUGUGCCGAGUGAAUGCGCUUAUUUCGUAUGUUGAUGUUCUCAGAGAGUAUAAUUUUGCCAUGAUGACGAGCACCGAAAAAAAAAGAAGAACUUCCAACAGAGAGCUUAUAAUGUCGAUAUCGCGCAACUAGAGUUAUUUUUCUAGUUCCUGGGGGCAUUGGGUGUCAAUGGAUCUCCGUAUGAGCAAAAACGAACAGAUCUAUACGAUAUAGCUGUACAAUCGGCUUAUCAAUAUCACUGUAUCGUCAGACACGUCCUCGCGGCGAAAUACUCAAACGCGUAAGGGUCGAGGAUCGUUGUGCCUUCGUGUAUGCAUGUUAAAAUACGUUUAAUGAUUGUAAGAAGAGCAGACAUCCACACUUUGUGAUUCUAUAAGCAGUUGUUCAUUUUUUAUACUUUCUUUAAUGCUUACCUAGGAUAGCUUGUGUACUCUAAAGAGAGUGUUUCAAUAAAAAUCACAGUGAAAUAA